Messenger RNA from Mizuhopecten yessoensis (Yesso scallop), 1377 nucleotides. RefSeq lists its product as uncharacterized. Gene Ontology annotation, cellular component: extracellular region. The coding region runs from base 92 to 661 and encodes 189 amino acids. The transcript has 4 exons. NCBI's taxonomy places the organism in Eukaryota, Metazoa, Mollusca, Bivalvia, Pectinida, Pectinidae. Gene Ontology annotation, molecular function: hormone activity. The record is from RefSeq and is a predicted model, not a curated record.
CAUUGGACACUGCCAGCCGAAGAUGAAUAUGGAAAGGAAAAGCUAUAUCGUAGUUAUGGACUUCGUGACAAUGUAAACGGCUAGUAAGAGAAUGGCACAAGCGGCCCUAAUUAUCCUGCUAUCGGCAGCCAUGGGGAUACACGGAAGCAGCCAUCGGAUGUGUGGGGAGCAACUUGCCGACACAUUAAGUCUCGUAUGUAAUGGGUCAUUCAACAAACGUUCAGGCCUACAACAUGUGAAACAAGAUGAAAAGUUGACCGAUGUUUUCAAGCGUUCAGCUGACUCUGGAGUCGUUGAAGAGUGCUGUUUCCGGGAACAAGGAUGUACCUUAGCAACGCUACAGAGCUAUUGUGCUGAACCUGCUUUUUAUGACGAUGUGGACGAAACAGGAACUGUUGAUAACACGCAAGAACAGGCCACUGAUAUGUCACCAGUUCAAGGAGAGCAGAAUGAGGUGGUACAGGGCGAAACAACCACCGCCUCCGCUCCUUUACUCAAUUCCAGGGAGAGAGCAAUUGCCGCCCAUUUCCUACAGAUAUUUCGGUCCGGAGGCAGGAGCCGUGGAAACAGCAACAGGCGGCGGCCAUAUUGGUUCUUCUUACCGGGUCUGCAACUCGGUCAGAGAGCCACACGGAGACCAUACACGGUCAACACUCCCUAAAAUGUAUGGAAGGCAGACUGAGAUAAACAUUUGCAACUUAGUAAAUCUUGUCAUUGUGAGAGACACAAACAUUAGUCGUUCAAAACGACUUUGGAGAUGUCAGGAGGGAAAGUGAACUGUGAUAAAAGGCAGACAAGAUACAUGAGGACGUUUGUAAUAGGAUACUGUGUAAAUGACAACUGCAUGCAAAACAUUACUUAACAGUGAAGAAGACGUGUUGAAGACUUGUCGAAGUAAGCUUUUACCGAUAUGAAUAGGAGAAGCUUAUCUGUUUUUAAGGACCCCUGUCCCAGUACAGGCAGAUUACUAGAGAACUCUAUUUAUUCGUACAUACAGAAGAAUCCAUUUAAAUUCGUUAUUGAUGCAUUAGAAGUGUGACUUUGCCAGGAUGAUACUGUUGACCAGGUAGCUUAGAUGGUUACCGGCGUCAGUGUUGAGUUAAGAGGUCCAGGAUUCAAAUUCCUACUCUCGGCACACACUGUUGUCGAUGUUUCUUUUUUUAAACUUUCCGUAAUGUAUUGGAUCCUUUUCUCAAAUUAAAGAUAUUGCCGUGAAGGUGAUAAAGGUUUUCAUUUCAUAGUUACAGUUUUUAUCAGAGGUACAGGAAUCCUUAAUACAUAUUGUUAUACAUACAGUAUACUAAUCUGUAUUAUAUUAUAUAAUUCAUCUAUUAAGCCCAAUAUCUAUUUCUUCUUCAUCCUUUCACAAUCUCAUAC